Messenger RNA from Thermothelomyces thermophilus ATCC 42464, 552 nucleotides. RefSeq lists its product as uncharacterized. Gene Ontology annotation, molecular function: RNA binding. The record is from RefSeq and is a predicted model, not a curated record. Gene Ontology annotation, cellular component: precatalytic spliceosome; U6 snRNP; U4/U6 x U5 tri-snRNP complex. NCBI's taxonomy places the organism in Eukaryota, Fungi, Ascomycota, Sordariomycetes, Sordariales, Chaetomiaceae. Gene Ontology annotation, biological process: mRNA splicing, via spliceosome. The coding region runs from base 250 to 543 and encodes 97 amino acids. The transcript has 3 exons.
UCUGUGAAGCUUCACGCCCAUGAAUUGAAGCUCGGAUUCGACGUCGUCAACGAUUUGGAAGCCCCCAACGCUCGCUUUCGAACCCGCCACCGAAGUUUGAUCGGGCUUGCCGUAGCGGGGAAAACCAGUUUGCCCCGACACAGAGACAAACGGUUCUUCCACUCGUUUGCCUUUUUCUGCCGUCGAGCCGCGGCCUCGGCUCCUGCUCCAGACUGUCUGACCGCGUGGUGGAAUCUGGUUUUCGUCGCCAUGUCGCUUAACAGCUACACCGAGAAAAAGGUGUGCAUCAUCACCACCGACGGGCGCAACCUCGUCGGCACCCUCGCAGCGCACGACCACACCACCAACCUGGUGCUGAAGAACACGGUCGAGCGCGUGAUCCGCAGUCCCGAGGACGGCGAGCCGUCGGUCGAGGUUCCUCUGGGUCUGUACAUUGUCCGGGGCGAGAAUGUCUGCGUGGUCGGCCUCGUAGACGAGGCGCUGGAUGCGAGUAUCAACUGGGCUGAGGUCAAGGGCGCGGCCAUUGGGACGACGAAGCACUAGACCGGCGGG